Messenger RNA from Oncorhynchus mykiss (rainbow trout), 3524 nucleotides. NCBI's taxonomy places the organism in Eukaryota, Metazoa, Chordata, Actinopteri, Salmoniformes, Salmonidae. The record is from RefSeq and is a predicted model, not a curated record.
AAAUAAAGAAAAUAAAUAGCGAUAAUUAUAUAUUUAUUUAGCCUACAAGGAUGACAGUUUGUCUGCUAUGAUGAUGAUCUAAAAUAUGUCCGUGGAUAAACGCUCAACAUCCGACCAUUGAUCCAGAUUCCAGACAAUGCAAAUCGUGCUGCAAUCUACACAGACACGGAAUUCAGCGAGACAGGUGCAUUUCACUAAUAAACAUCAGACGGCUCUGGACUGCACAAUGGUCGGAUACCUGUUGAUGCAGCAGUGGGGGCUUCUGCAAAGUCUUUCUAUGACAUGAUUCGAAAUGCUUUGAACCCAAAUUGCAGUGUCAAGGGAGAUACUCUCGUAUUUUAUUGAAUUAGGCUAUAGAGAUAGAAUGGGCACAAUUAUUGAGGAGACGUUUUGUCUGUUGAAAUAUCUUUCUACCUGCACCUGCAUGUGAAUGACAGGUUACUACGAGACAGCAUGGACUAUCAGUCUGUCAUAUCUCUCUUGGACUGCCCACUGACACACUCACUCUUACACCUCAUCCAAUACCUUUUGAAUAACGAUGCUUAUCCGAUUCCUUAGAAUCCCUCGGCCAAAAAUAGGCUGCUCCCUACUCCUUUUAUUUGGCUAAUUCCAUAGGAACCGGUGGAUCCAGUUAUAUUCUACGCUUUCUUUCUUUCUUUGUUCCUUUGUUUCUUUCAUUUAGUCUAAAAGCAAGUUACAUCUUCCCCGACCUGCUUUAAUAAAUACAAAAUCCAGUAAUACACAGUCUAUAACUGUUGAAGUGCCCAUAUUUUGGCUAAUCAAGGUGUACUUCAUAGAAUAUUAUAGGAUACAUACUGUACAUAAAGGGAAGGUGCGUGCGGGCUGAGGUGAAAAAGUUGACAGGCUAGUUCAGCACAGAGGAAGUAACUACCAAAGCUACUUAUUGAGGAGUGUGCUGCCAUGUUCCUAAACUUUAUUCAGUUUGUAUGCAGGACAGGACCGUGGUAUAUUCAACUGAAGUUUUUAUUUUAGGUGUCCUACUUUUUAAAAAGAGGAGAGUAGACUCUACAUUAUUAAUUGUCUAUCAAAUACAUAUUAGACAACUGGGGGUUUUAAUUUGUAUUUUAGAACGAGGUGCGACUUCCAUUGACGAAGAUCACUGACUUGCACAGGGGAGACACUGAAAGCUCUCCCCCAACUAUGGAAACAGAGGCAACUGAUGUAUACUCUGCAAGUAACGGAGACUGCCCUCCCAGGAAGACAGAGAACUCUAGAAUGUUGGUGGACCUGUCGGCAAACACACCCAAUGGACAGCAGCUCCAGCAUCCUAAUUCACCCACUGAAAACACAAUCAAACAGGAAGAUGAGACAGAAGAUGAAGGGGACAGGAGGACCACAGCAGAGGACAUGGGCCAAAGCGGGGAAGAGGGAUUGGGUUUGGAGGAGCCCAUGAUUGACAGCCCAAACAACCUACAGGAUGGGGUCCCCGGGUCAGAAGGGUCAUGUGACCCAGGAACUCAGCUGCCCAAUGGUGAUAGGCCGUUCCAGUGUAACCAGUGUGGUGUGUCGUUCACUCAGAAGGGCAACCUGUUGAGACACAUUAAGCUGCACACGGGGGAGAAGCCCUUCAAAUGCCCCUUCUGUAGCUACGCCUGCCGCCGUCGUGACGCACUCACAGGCCACCUACGCACACACUCAGUGGGCAAACCACACAAGUGCAACUACUGUGGGCGGAGCUACAAACAGAGGAUUUCAUUGGAGGAGCAUAAAGAGCGUUGCCAUAACUACCUUCAGAGUGUUGCCAUGGAUCCCACUUCCAUCACCGGACCUUAUCCAGGUGAGGUCCCUAAAGAGCAGAGGCCCCUGGCUGAGGCUGUUGCCAGGGCACCCUUCGACCGCCCACCAGUCAUCGAGAGACUGCAGAGUAACAUGGGGAAGAGGAAGAGCACCACCCCACAAAAGUUUGUGGGUGAGAAGAUGAUGCGUUACAGUUACCCAGAGCUGAGCUAUGACAUGAGUCUGAAGUAUGAGAAGGAGGCAGAGCUGAUGCAGGCUCACAUGAUGGACCAGGCUAUCAACAACGCCAUCUCUUACCUGGGCUCUGACUCCCUGAGACCCCUGGUCCACCACCCCCAUCCGCACGGUCCACACGGUCCACACCCAUCCCUCUCAAUGGCUGAGGUGGUAAACAUGGGCAACCCCCUCUUCCACCACGUCUACCCCCUGGAACCAGGGCCAGGUCACCGUAUGGACCGACCAAGCAGCCGGGACGCCCCACCUCAUCCUUCACCUCUGCACCCUCCUCUUCCUGACUUUACUCCCUCCUCCAACGGGCCCAUCGCCCUCACCAGACCCAAGCAGCACCACCUCCAAGGUACCAGAGAGGAGAGAGAGUGUCCUAGCAACAGUGGGCUGAACUCGGCCGAAUCUGCACGGAGCAGCCCACAGGAGAGGCUGGGUUACCACAGGAACCACCGAAACAACCCCCACCCCCGACCCAGGUCCAGACCCAGCCCAGCCAAUGGCGGGAGAGAGGAGGGGCAAGGUGGGGCUGAGGUGGGUGGGGUGGGGUUGACAGCGGAGGUGGCCCGGGGAGAGGCGGCAGAGACGAGUCGGGACGGGGUGCGUGUGUUUGGGCGAGAAGGCCGGGAGGUGAGGGUGUUCCAGUGUGAGCACUGCUGUGUUCUCUUCCUGGACCACGUUAUGUACACCAUCCACAUGGGCUGUCAUGGUUACAGGGACCCGCUGGAGUGCAACAUCUGUGGCCACCACAGUAAGGACCGCUACGAGUUCUCAUCUCACAUCGUCCGCGGGGAACACACCUUCCAAUAGAGGGCUGGACAAGACAGUAGCCGUCCCUCCCCAUCCCCACACCAGGACUGUGAUGUUGAACUAACUGUGUGUGAUCAAUGCAGCGAACCAAGGCAGAGAAAACUAACUAACAUUUGCUGCAGCAUAAUGAUACUGACUAUAUAAUUCCAAACAAAUAUAUGAAGGUCUGGGCCAAAUACACAUUUUCAAUUUUUAAGGUGUUUUGAAGAUUUUAAAGUUGAGAUAUGCAUCUGAAGUGAGGGAUUUCUUUGUGUGGGAAAAAGAGGACAAAGAAUAAGUACACCUAUUCAGUUUUGUUGUGGUCAGUCUCUGAGAUUGUCAAAGAGCAACUAAUACUGUGAGUAGUUAUAUUAUAGUUUUAUAAGUCGUUUCACUGUCCUUGUCUUGCAUACUGUAUUGUUGCACUUGUUUGCUGCAACACAGACUGCCAUGGAAGAGCUCAACUUGUCAAGGGGGCUUUCCCUGACUCCACCACCCAAACCAUUUCAUGCAAUACACAUCUUCUCUGUCUUAUGUCAAAAGCCUUGCUAACUGCAAACUGCUCAGACGUGUUGUCACACCAGCCACAUUAGAGAGGGAGAGAGAGAAGAGCGAGUGAGAGAGAGAGAGAGAACAAGAAAGAGAGAAAGAAAGAAAAUAAAAGAGAAAGAGAGAGAGACUUACUCAGACAUUGAUUUACUUUUCCAGACAUUGUAUACAAAUUUGUUAUUAAAGUUUUGUUCAUUACACUA